CCCAUGUCCUUCCUCCCCUGGGCUUAGAGGCUCCUGCACUCUCUCCUGAGCUGUACAAAGGAGUAGCUUCCCCGCCAGUCCUGCCCCCAUCACCAGUUAGCUGAAGGGUGCCAUCCCAGGCUGAAAAUACCAAGGAAAUGGCAGGAACGCUAACACCGGAGCAGAUCACCGAAUACAAAGGCAUCUUUGAGAUGUUUGAUGAAGAAGGGAACGGCUUGGUGAAGACAGAUGAAUUAGAAAGCCUCAUGAGUUUGGUCGGGAUCAACCCCACCAAGCGAGACCUGGUCAACAUGGCCAAGGAUGUUGACAAAGACAAAAAAGGCACCUUCAACUGCGAUGGGUUUCUGCUGUUGAUGGGCAUUUACCACGAGAAAUCCAAAAAUCAGGAUGAGGAACUCAGAGCCGCCUUUAAAGUCUUCGACAAAGAACAUAAGGGCUACAUUGAGUGGGACACGCUCAAGUACGUAUUGAUGAACGCCGGAGAACCCCUGAACGAACAGGAAGCUGAACUCAUGAUGAAGGAAGCAGACAAGGACGGGGAUGGGACCAUUGACUACGAAGAAUUUGUGGCCAUGAUGACGGGCGAGUCCUUCAAACUGACUCAAUGAGACACUUUUCGGGUCGUCACUCCUGCCUGCUCCCUCUUCCUUCGACGAUGCCAAGGGGGGUUAACCGCGACGGAACCUGGACACCAAACAGCGGCACGCAGUCCCAGCCCUGGUACGCCGCGAGAGUCUUUAAGCUGAGGAUGAAACAAAAGCCUUCUUGAGCUGAGACUGCGCGAUUUCAACCUUUAGUAGACCCACAUUUGGACAGAAUUUGUCCUCGCCGAGUUUGGUCAAUAAAGCCCGGGUCAAAUUUUAACACGCGAGGUUUUGGAAAUAAAAUGGGUGACCUCGGUA
Molecule: messenger RNA, 902 nt
Organism: Protobothrops mucrosquamatus (brown spotted pit viper)
Lineage: Eukaryota; Metazoa; Chordata; Lepidosauria; Squamata; Viperidae
Gene: CALML6
Product: calmodulin like 6
Exons: 5
Coding region: 138-608 (156 amino acids)
Cellular component (GO): myosin II complex
Molecular function (GO): calcium ion binding
Source: RefSeq, a predicted model, not a curated record